Messenger RNA from Thrips palmi, 808 nucleotides. Its product is annotated as ARL14 effector protein. Lineage: Eukaryota; Metazoa; Arthropoda; Insecta; Thysanoptera; Thripidae. The coding region runs from base 150 to 560 and encodes 136 amino acids. Gene Ontology annotation, cellular component: intracellular membrane-bounded organelle. The transcript has 5 exons. The record is from RefSeq and is a predicted model, not a curated record.
AUCGACAGAUGCUUUUUUCUUGUCCUGCGAAAUACACUCGACUGUGAUCACACACCCAAGGCUCAAGGCUUUUCUCCUCAAGUCAACUUCCAUUGAGGCCGCCUUCAAAAGACGAAAAAAAUACAAAAUCGUAACAGGAAAACUUCAACAUGGAUGUGUCUGACAAUAGCAAUGAUGCCACCUAUGGGAGAUCAACCUUUGAGGAGCAGCAUAAUAGGAUGCUCAGGAAAAAGUUUGACCGCUUUGACUCAACUACUAAAUUUAUGGAAAAUUUUAAUCCUGAGCAAAGUAAUCGUGAAAGGCGAAAACUGAACAGAAAGAUCCAGUAUGACGGGAGACGCAAUGUUGUAUACAAUGACAGGGGUAUUCACAUUGAGUCAGGCAAGGAUCUAUGUGAUUGCCUCGAUUCUUCUUGCCCUGGUUGUCAUUUUCCAUGCCCUAGCCCUAAAUGUCGUUCACCUAAAUGUGGCCAUGAGUGUCGGCAGAAUCGCAAGUGGAUGUAUGAUCUAAUAGAAAUUGAAGGUACAAAAGAAGUGGUCAAGAACAAGUAUGCAAAGUAAAUCGACACCUCCAAUGUAUGUUAAAAGGGCAUGAUGUCUGUGAUUUAAUAAUAUUGCCUUAUUAGAAAUUCAUUAUAUUUCUUAGCUGUAAGUGUUUCAUAUGUGUCUUUGAGUACUCUGUUACCUUGUUCAAUACUUUGCUACCUAAUUUAUUAUUUAUUUCUGAACAAAUUGUACAAAACACGUUUUUUGUGGAGGGUUUUUUGUAACAAAUAUUGUACAAUUAAAGUUUUACCUUUAGAUUUUAA